CUGCGACCCCGAAUUGAGCACCAUCAUGUCCGCCGCAGCCUGUAUUUUUUGCAAGAUCAUCAAGGGUGAAAUCCCCUCGAUGAAGAUCUUCGAAAGCGACAAGACAUUCGCCUUCCUCGACAUCGGCCCGCUGUCCAAAGGACAUUCCCUCAUCAUCCCCAAACACCACGGCGCAAAGCUCCACGACAUCCCCGACGACCAGCUCACGGAGCUCCUCACCGUGACCAAGAAAAUCGCCGUCGCGCAGAAUCUGUCCGACUACAAUAUCCUGCAGAACAAUGGUCGCAUUGCGCAUCAGGUGGUAGAUCAUGUGCAUUUCCAUUUGAUUCCCAAGCCGAAUGAGACGGAGGGGCUCGGGGUGGGGUGGCCGACUAAGGAGGCGGAUAAGGGCGAGCUGCAGAAGUUGUUGGAGGAGAUUAAGAGUAAGAUGUAGAUAUAGAAUGGAGGUGU
Messenger RNA from Periconia digitata, 450 nucleotides. NCBI's taxonomy places the organism in Eukaryota, Fungi, Ascomycota, Dothideomycetes, Pleosporales, Periconiaceae. The record is from the annotation of a GenBank genome assembly.